AUGAGCGGACGAGAAGAAGAAGAUCCGAAGCCGCCUCGCAUCCAAUCGUGCUCGCGUCUGCGGUAUCGCAGCUCGCAAGAGACGCGUCACCCGACGACCGCUGCUACCAUCUCACUCGCCCAGCGAACACUGAAGUCAGUACCGAUCGGGCCGCGUGAUCACCGUGCCCCUCGCUCCGCCGUGCCCGCGAUAUUCUCGCGCAGGUCGUGGCGGAACACGGGCCGGCGACACCAGCGCCUCACCAUACAACAA
Molecule: messenger RNA, 252 nt
Organism: Brenthis ino (lesser marbled fritillary)
Lineage: Eukaryota; Metazoa; Arthropoda; Insecta; Lepidoptera; Nymphalidae
Source: the annotation of a GenBank genome assembly